This is a messenger RNA of Alligator sinensis (Chinese alligator), 3333 nucleotides long. It is a transcript of the gene MSI1, whose product is annotated as musashi RNA binding protein 1. The coding region runs from base 121 to 1023 and encodes 300 amino acids. The record is from RefSeq and is a predicted model, not a curated record. The transcript is spliced from 13 exons. Gene Ontology annotation, molecular function: RNA binding. Gene Ontology annotation, cellular component: cytoplasm. Lineage: Eukaryota; Metazoa; Chordata; Crocodylia; Alligatoridae.
AGGGCGCCGCGAGGGGCUGGGGGCGGGGGCUGUGCGCGGCCCCCUCCAUCCCGCGCUUUGCUUGCAGAGGGCUUGCGGGAGUACUUCAGCCAGUUCGGCGAGGUGAAGGAGUGUCUGGUGAUGCGGGACCCGCUGACAAAGAGAUCCAGGGGGUUCGGGUUCGUCACGUUCAUGGACCAGGCUGGUGUGGACAAGGUUCUGGCCCAAUCCAGGCAUGAGCUGGACUCCAAGACGAUUGACCCGAAGGUUGCAUUCCCCCGCCGUGCUCAGCCCAAGAUGGUGACCCGGACGAAGAAGAUCUUUGUGGGGGGUCUCUCAGUGAACACUACUGUGGAGGAUGUGAAACAAUAUUUCGAGCAGUUUGGAAAAGUGGAUGAUGCUAUGCUGAUGUUUGACAAGACGACCAACCGACACCGAGGGUUUGGAUUUGUCACAUUUGAGAGCGAAGACAUUGUGGAGAAAGUGUGUGAGAUCCAUUUCCAUGAGAUCAACAACAAAAUGGUGGAAUGUAAAAAAGCUCAGCCAAAGGAAGUGAUGUCCCCCACUGGCUCUGCGAGAGGGCGGUCCAGAGUGAUGCCUUACGGGAUGGAUGCCUUCAUGCUUGGGAUUGGCAUGCUGGGUUAUCCAGGUUUCCAAGCUGCCACUUACGCCAGUCGAAGCUACACUGGUAUUGCACCUGGCUACACUUAUCAGUUUCCUGAAUUCCGUGUAGAGCGGACCCCUCUCCCGAGUGCCCCCGUCCUCCCUGAGCUCACAGCAAUUCCCCUCACUGCGUAUGGACCAAUGGCAGCGGCAGCGGCUGCAGCAGCUGUAGUGCGAGGGACAGGCUCUACUCCAAGCCGUACUGGUGGGUUUCUGGGCACUACCAGUCCUGGACCAAUGGCAGAGCUUUACGGAGCAGCCAAUCAGGAUUCAGGGGUCAGCAGUUACAUCAGUGCUGCCAGUCCAGCCCCAAGUACUGGCUUUGGCCACAGCCUAGGGGGUCCCUUGAUUGCAACAGCUUUUACCAAUGGGUACCACUGAAGCUGGGGACCAAGGAGCAGGAGAUUCCCCAGUGACCUAACCGAGGACAGCAGGCUGGAGGAUCUGGUGAGCCUUGGGGGGAUGAGCCAAGGUUUCCUUUUUGUUGAGUAAAACUGCACACUGCCAGCCGGCUGCCAGGCUCCUGCUGACCUGCCCUGAUCUCUCCCAUUGACCAGACCGCACUGGACUGAACCUAAGGAGAUCAUCUCGCUUUCUUACUAACCACCGACGGUUUACGCUUCUCCCUCCCCAAGCCCCCAACCCACCGAUUCUUCUUUUAUUUAUUUUAUUAGCUGUUAGUUUUAUUUUUUUAUUUUAUUUUUUUAUCUUUAUCGUUUGGGGGGGGGGUCCCUCCUUUUGUUUGCUCUUUCCUGAGCUAGUAGACACAUUUUAUGAAUUGGCUUUGUGAUUGUGUUAGGUAGUUUUUAUUGAGGAGUAUUUUUAUUUCACUUUGAAAUUGUUUUGAAUAUUUUCGACUCUGUUGUUGUGUUGUCAGCGUUUUUAAAGGACAGUAAGUAACGUGAAUGCAGUUCGGAAGGGAAGAGAGAGAGACAGAGCGAAGGCUGAGAGGAACUGAUACAUUUCUUUUCUUUUUUUUUUAAAAGAAACUGUUUUUAAUUGUUUCUGUUUUGUAAAUGUGAGGCUUUGAAACAUGCGAAACUCCAAGGAUCCAGAAAUGUGGGACAUCGCUACGGAACAAAACAAAUGUAUAUUUUGCUAAGUGAGAAAACACUAUCCUUAUGGCUGAAAGAAGUUUUGUUUUCCUAGGGUUAGUUUUACGUGGGGUUUUCUUUUUCCUCCUGUAUAAUAUGUAAAUACUGUGAGGUGAACCUGGCUUGAGGCUGCAGCCUGCCUCUAAGGAGCAGCUCCAGGUUCCUGGACUUGGCACCUCAGCGUGAGCAAUAUUCUCCAGCAGAAUCCUGACAGGACUCCUUUCUUUUUUCUACACCUUUUACUGUAAGAUUUUAAGACCUCUGAUGAAAUGGAGUGGGGGGGAAUGACACUUACCAGCCAUCGGCUGUUUUGCUGAGCGGGUUAAAGCUGCUUCCAAUUGCUCGAUGUACAGACUCCCUCAUUGGGCUCCUGUAGUGCCAGCAUCUGGUUUGGCUUAGGCAAAGGGCUUUACCGCCACUGCUUGUCUUGGUUACUUUGAAAGGAAUUGACUCUCCAAAUAUUAUCGCCUGUGUCAAGGUUUCUGGGAGAAGAGGAUCUUCUUCUAGGGGUUAGGGUGUUCGGAAGGAGUGUUGUCUGGGGGGGUGGGAUAUUGGGGUGGUUGUACUCUGAAGGGCAGGGCAGUGGGUUGGGGUGUGAUUAGCUUGGGAGAAAAGCAUUAGGGUGGUGAUUUGGGGCGGGUUAAGGGCUUCUCAGGGAUCAUAUGAAUUAAAGAAUCACAGCUUCCCAUUUGCUUUACUCUGUUCCGAAGUCUGUGGGAGUUUGUCCUCUGUCCUGUACUUGGAUGAUCUGGUCCGUUCUUCAGACUGUUGGGACUUCCCCCCCAAGUGGCCCAGGCUCUCAAUAACAAGAGGUCUGUGCUCAGGGGAGGCUCCUGCAGGAAUUUAAGGGGCAGGUUUGGGUCUGGAUUUAAGUGAACCAAAGACCUUGUUUAGGGGGGUGAUUAAGCCUUUCAUUAAGAUGCAGCCCAACACUUUCCCAGGGAAAUAAUGCUGCUUCAUCUUAAGUUUUAAAUAUCAUUCCCUCUCAUCCCCCAAACUGAGCCCCAGUAAGGGAGAAGGGCCACACAGCCCAAAUGGGUCCCUCCCUUCCUUCACUUUCAUCCUUCUUCCCACCCCCACUGCCUCAUGGCUUGUACUGAGUCCCAGCAGUGGGGCCCUGCCUGACCUGGCGAUACAUUUGGAGAGUUUUGCUUUAGGCAAGAGGUACUUAAUGGUUUAGUACUGAAAACACAAAGCAAUAAUUUUUGUUACUGAGACAAGAGUCUGUAUGUCUGUUUUUUUAAAUAUUUCCUAAUUAAAGAAGAGCUGCAUUUUAUUGGGUUUAUUUUUAUUCUAUAUACUUCAAAUUUGGGUCUGCAGACAGCGCUUUCCUCCCUCUUGGUACAUGCGCUGAACUGCUUCCUUGUGCCCCUCCAGACACGCACAGCCCAGCCACACUGCUGCUGGGCUGCGAGUCGCUCUAUGGCAAGUGUUGCCACUGCCUGGGAGCAGGGGCGCUCUGGUUUCAGGGUGGGCAUUUUUUUUAAAGAAAUAAAGCUGUGUUUUUAAGCCAGUAAGUUAUUACACUCCGAAGUUUGUUCUCUCCACACCUGUAACCCUUUUUCCAGAUUUCAGUUUUAAAUUCCUAAUAAAUUAU